GCCCAUCUCAGCCGGCUCGCUGUCCAAGCCCAGUGGGCGAAACCGGUAGAGAAAAGACGCAGGCAAACCUGCCGUUUUCGUCCCACGCGCCUUUCCUUUUCCGCGCCCCGCCCCCCAUUUCUUCACGUUUUGCUCGCUGUCUUCGCCUCUCGCCGUCCCCCACCUCGCCGCCGGCAUUGCGCAGUCCCCCCUCCCAACACCCUCCUCCGAAACCCUAGCCGCGGUUCCGUCCGUCUCCCCUCGAGCCGCCGCCAUGGAAGAGGACCGCGCCGAUCCUUCGAGCCGCCCCCCUGUCCUCUCGCCGCCGAGUGCCCAGCCCCCGCGCGCCCCCGCUGUUCCCAUGGACCUCUCCUCCCAAUACCAUCGCCACUUCUCGUCGUCGCUUUUCCUCUCGCCGGUGGCUCCCCGACUCCCCUCCGUGGCGUCCGGCUCCGACUCGACCUUCAGCUACUACCAGAGUCCGCCGGCACUCGCUCCCGCGGCGGGCGGCGGCGGAUCGCAUCUCGCUCGGUCGCUUCCUCAGCCGCGGUUCUUCCCGAUGGACUCGCUAGCUCCGCUCCCGUACGCCCAGCCGGCUGCGGGUGCGGGGGCGGCCGUCCUGCGCUCCCCGCCGUCGCCGGGCUUCGAGCAGGGGCCAUCCGCCCUGCCGCCGCGCGGGGCGGGGCACCGUCGGUCGCAGAGCGAUUUCCUCGUCGGGUUCUCGCGGCCGAGCCUGACCCUGCCAGUGCCACCCACGGCGUCGCUGACGGCCGAGGGGUGCAGCAAGUCGGUGGACGCAACCGCCUUCGACGACCUCUUCAGCAGGGACCUUAGGGGCAUGGGCGUGCUCGGUUCAUCUGGGGACGGCGCCGAGGAGCGGCACGACUACCUGGGCGGCCAAGUGAACGGCUGCCCGCGCGCGUGGAGCCCCGCUGAAAGCAGCGACAACGAGGCCGAGAGCUGGGCGACGGGUGGCCGUGGCCGCGGCGGUGCAAGCCAUCCUCGGCAUUGCCGCAGUUUGUCGGUGGACAGCAUCAUGGGGAGCCUCAACAUUGGAGCCCUGGGGCAGGAGUCGUCGAGACUGCCACCGCCGUCUCCGGCGGCAGGUGCUGGCGGCGGCCUCUCGCGCACUGGAAGUGGGCCCUCGGGCGGUGCCGCUGCACUCUUUGCUACUGAACUUGCCAAAGGCGAGUUCGAUGAGGCUGAGAGGAAGAAAAUCAUGGCCAACGAUCGCCUCGCUGAGAUCGCGCUGACUGAUCCUAAGAGAGUCAAGAGGAUUCUGGCUAAUCGGGUCUCUGCUGCAAAGUCCAAGGAGCGCAAGGUGAAGUACAUGGGGGAGCUCGAGCGUAGAGUUCAGGUGCUGCUGAUGGAGACUGCUACACUAUCUGCAAAAGUGGCAAAGGAGCAGAGGGAAUCUGAUGCACUUAAAACUCAGAACAAUGAGAUGAAGAUCAGGCUGCAAGCACUGGAGCAGCAAGCACAGCUGAAAGAUGCUCUGAAUGAAGCACUGAGUAAUGAAGUGCAGCGCCUGAAACAUGCUGCUGGUGAGACCAGUGAUCCUCGUGCACCGAACGGUUCAGACCAACGUAUGAACCGCCACAUGAUUCAGCAGCGGCUGCUGCAACUACAGAAGCAGCCAUUAGAGCCCCAGCAGGCUCAGCAGCAGCAGCAGCAGCAGAAGCAGACACAAGAAUCAAAACAGUUCAAGGCUCAGCAGCAGCAGUGGAACCAUUAGAAUGAUUUCACAGAGGACAUAGAAGGGGAACUUCGAUUCAAGUGGGGAUACCAAAUAUGUCCCGGAUAAUAUUUUGCUUAGUUUUAGGACAACAGUGGUUGGAUAAUCCAUAUUUUUUUUCCUCCGACGUUAUUUUAUUGAAUGUUGGUAAUACCUGGGCUGAUUUUGUGCUCUACAAACUGCCAGUAUCUGUAGAUUUGUGCUAGAACUAUCAAAAUUCUUUUUAGGUACAUUUGUUCUUCGUGUUUAAAGGGGUAACUUAAGGGCAAUAUGUAGUACGACAUAUUCUGUAGACGUGAGUUCCUGUAGCUUAUACCCGCACUCAUUCGAUUCAUAAUAACUUUAAUGUUUUGCCUCGAGUAUAGAAUUAUCCAUAUUAUGUAGACAUGUUAUCUUGAUAUGGAUCCUUCUGCCCAGCGUUGC
Molecule: messenger RNA, 2137 nt
Organism: Phragmites australis (common reed)
Lineage: Eukaryota; Viridiplantae; Streptophyta; Magnoliopsida; Poales; Poaceae
Product: bZIP transcription factor 29-like
Exons: 4
Coding region: 254-1714 (486 amino acids)
Biological process (GO): regulation of DNA-templated transcription
Cellular component (GO): nucleus
Molecular function (GO): DNA-binding transcription factor activity
Source: RefSeq, a predicted model, not a curated record